Spodoptera litura is the source of this 7203-nucleotide messenger RNA. The record is from RefSeq and is a predicted model, not a curated record. NCBI's taxonomy places the organism in Eukaryota, Metazoa, Arthropoda, Insecta, Lepidoptera, Noctuidae.
GUCUGUCUUUGCCUAAAAAAUACGUUUUUUCAAUGAUUCAUUAACAUUUUGUGACUGGUGACCGUUAUAUGUGCAAGUUAAAGUUGUUCUACAUGUGAUAUAUUGUUGGCAGCGUCAGAAAACAACGCGAAAUAGUGUAAUUAACGAUGUAAACGUUGGUUAUGACGUUUACUACGGUGUAUUUGUGUGUGUGUGCGUGAGUGACAGCAUUGCCGACGACCGUUGAAGCGAAUCUUGUAACGGAAUAAGUACCUAUUGGAUGUGAAUGCUGUUUUCGAUGGGUGCAGUGUAUGUGUUGUUGCGUUCUAAAUACGGCGGCGACGGCGCAAAGGCAAAUUAAACUGUGAAAAAGAUCAGACGGACAUCAUGGCGGCGGCGUUUGCGCGCCAAAUCCCGCGUCACCCGCAGCGCCAUCUGCGAGCAGCGGGCGACAACCACUUCCGUAGUUUGAAUCAUUCGGACCGUUCGAAAUAGUCAUUUGUGAUUUAACUGUGACAGUGCGGGGUCGUAAUGUGAUAUAAUAAUAUUUAAUUUUAGUGUUGUGUUGUGUUUGUGUGUUUACAAUGUCUGAGGAGAGGUCGCGGCGGUUGUCGCAGAUCUUCGACCCUCUGGCUCGUUUUACCGACCACAGCGGGGCUGGCCACUCUGCCAGUACUCCGAACAGUCCCCGACUGUUGCCAAGGAGGUCGCGAGAUCCGCCACCCCCGCCACCUAGGCCUAUAGCCCAUACCUCUCGCCUGGACCCGCUGGAGUAUGAGCUGGCGGCAGCAGAAGUUGGCUCCAUCAACUGGCAGGAGCGAUGCUUGGAGUUGCAGCUGGAGCUUCACCGCAGCAGGCACCAGGCUACCAGGGUCAGAGAUAUGCUGAGAGAUAAGCUCUCGGAGCUCGAGCAGCGAGUCCUGGAAGCCGAGGGCAGGGCGGAAGAAGCGGAAGACAAGGUCCGCGCCAUGGAGCAGCGGCUGUGCGAUUGGCCAGCGGGCACUGACGGUGCACCCCGAGCCAUUACGCGGCUAGAAGGCCAAAUUGAAGAACAGAAGCAGCUAAGACUCCAGGACGCGAAGCAGGUGGAAGCAAAGGCAGCCCGCAUCAAAGAGUGGGUGACCAACAAGUUGCGGGAGCUGGAACAACAGAACCAACUGCUUAGGGAACAGAACGACCGCUGUAACCAGCAACUUGAGUUACUCCGGAACCAUAUAGCGGCUUCUGGAAGUAGGAAUUGCACUUUUUUACCAACUCGAGCGAGCCUAUCGCUUGAGGUGCGAACAGAUGACGGUUCACCCCGAGCCACAUCCAGUCUAUUGGCCUCAAAUCGUCGACGUUCAGAGAGCCUAGAGGGUCCCCAGUUACCAAUAAAUUCAUCGGAGCCUCACUACAGUACGCCUGUGCGGCAUAGACGAAACCUUUCUAUCGGUACUACCAAUAUAGCGAAUAACGUCAAUGCUGCCAACCCUCCCGGCCUAAACACCAUGAAUAGGACUAUGGAUGAAAAGACUACUGCCAGCUUAUUGGCUGAUGACUUAGCGGCGGCCGUAGAGAAUUUAGUGGUGCUACCGACAACGCCUAACACUUCAACUGACGGUGACACUACGCACGACUAUGCUGAGAUUUAUACACCCAGCAGAGAGCGCACCCCAGCGUGGCAAGGCAACGUGAACGUGAUAGUACAGGGCAACAGUCGCGGCGGGUCCUCCACCGGGGACAGUUCCACAUCUGAACAACCGAGGCCACCCACUCCACCGCUACAUCGGUUCCCUAGCUGGGAGGCUAAGAUUUAUCAGGUGGCAGACGACGGUCUCCAACAAUCGGUGGAGGAGGAACUGUCCCCCCCUCCGUGUCCGCGUCCCAUGCACGAGUCCACCAGCUACCAGGAUAUAUCCGUCCCCGUCUACGCUACUGUUAAAGGGCGUGCCAGUCAGAUAAGGUCGAUGCCAUUCACGGGCGACUCCUCGGACGACUCGUCGGACGGCGAGGAGUCCAUGGGCGUCACCGUGCAUAACACUCCACAUCAUCAGCUCGUCAAUGUCAAUCCCAUGUUCAGCGGUCAAACUUCAACUCAAAUGCCUAUAAACAACGUGAACCUCACCAGUACAUUACCAGCAGCCCUACAACAAGCUACUGGUGCGCUGGUUUUGGCCAGUAAUGGACAGUGCAGUUCGUCAGACACCAGCCUCAGUGCCAGCAGCCCGUCCAAGAGUGUGAAGACCAGCUCUAGUCUUAGUCCUGCUAAACGAUCCAGCUCUGGGUCGCCUAGCAAGCAGAGUAAGACAAGAGACACAUCAUUCGAGUCGGGAAUGUCGGAUGACUACGCGAUACCACCAGACGCGGUGUCGUGUGACAGUACAGCGUCACCGUCGUUGGCGUCCUUAUGUCGAGCGCCGCCUACCACCGACUCGCCGCGACGACAUGAUGCCUUGGAGAAGAGCGGACAUCUUGCCAAGUUAGGGGGCAAACUCAAAACUUGGAGGAAACGAUGGUUCGUACUCAAAAAUGGAACUCUUUCUUACUGGAAGUCGCAGUCAGAGGUGAAUAGAAAGCCUCAAGGUCAAAUCGGUCUCGGUGAAGCCUGCAAGAUAUCCAGGAAUGAGGGAGCGGCUACAUUUGAGAUCUUCACUGGCAGUAGAACAUAUUACUUGACGGCUGACAGCAUCGCUACUAUGGAGGACUGGAUCAGAGUAUUACAGAAUGUACAAAGAAGGAAUGCGACGAAACUUCUCCUGAGUAAAGAAGACAAUAAGCCUACGAUCCAGGGGUGGCUCACGAAGGUCAAGAAUGGACACGCUAAGAAGAGCUGGUGUGUGCUUAUUGGGAAGAUGUUCCUGUACUUCAAGUCUCCUGGAGACCAGAACCCUACCGGCCAGAUCAACAUGAGAGACGCGCGAGUGGAAGACGUGGAACACGUAUCAGACUCCGACUCUGAAGAGAAAAACGACGACACUCGCAACCAUCUCACCGUCGCCAUCUAUCCGCAACACCAGGGUCCAACAUACCUUCUGUUCGAGAGUAAAGCGGACAAGGACUCGUGGUUGUACCAUCUGACGGUGGUCAGCGGUGGAGGACUGAGUCAGGGAACACACUUCGAACAACUCAUACAGAAGCUUAUGGAGACCGAUGGGGAUCCUAAUUGUGUUCUGUGGAGGCAUCCAACGUUACUGUAUUCUAAAGAGAACUUGACGUCUCCACUGACUUCACUCAACUCUGAAGCGUUGCAGGCAGAAGCAUUAAAACUAUUCAAGUGCGUGCAGCUGUUCAUGUCGGUGGCGGUGGAGCAGGCGGGCAUCGACUACCACGUGGUGCUGGCGCAGAACGCGCUGGCGCAGUGCCUGGACGUGGGCGAGCUGCAGGACGAGCUGGCGUCGGUGCUGGCGCGCCAGACCACGCCGCACACCAACACCAAGCUCGGCGUACAGGUAACGCCCGCCCGCCGCGCCCGCAUACACGUUAAGCCCACCAAGCUUAAGAAUCAACUGCUACUGUGCGCGACUCAGUCGCUGUUCACGUGCGACACUGGCGCCGCCUCGGUGGGCUCGGACAGCAAGAGCGACGUCCCGACGCAUGCCGCCGGCUCACCUAGCUCUAUACAGGCGCCGUUGUUGUCAGUGGACUGCAAGAGCAACCCUCCAACGUAUAGCUUUGUACAAGGGUGGCAACUCCUUGCAUUGGCCGUCAGUCUAUUCGUACCACGAAAUAACAGGCUACUCUGGUAUCUGAAGCUACAUUUGAGUAGGCAUGCGGAUUCCAAAACGGAGUGCGGUAAAUACGCGGCGUACUGUGCGCGUGCGUUGGAACGUACCAUCCGCAACGGUGGACGCGAAGACAAGCCGUCCCGCAUGGAGGUGCUGUCCAUAUUACUGAAGAACCCCUACCACCACUGCCUGCCUCACGCCAUUCCUGUCCAUAUGCUCAAUAAUACUUACCAGGUAAUAAGUUUCGACGGUUCGACGACUGUAGAAGAGUUCCUGUCUACAUUAAGUACAGAACUUGGAUGCAGGGAGUCAGCGGCGUCAGGAUUCGCGCUGUUCAGCGACGACCCUAUUGAGAAGGACUUGGAACAUCAUAUUAAGCCUGAUAAGAAGCUCUGCGACGUAAUAUCAAAAUGGGAGACAGCGCUUAGAGAGAAGGGCUCCGGAAAGUUCGAGAACUCUCGAGUGAUUCGACUUACGUACAGGAAUAGGCUCUACUUCAAGAACUCCAUACGGACAGAGACUGACAAGGAGCGGUUACUACAAUGCUACCAGGUUAAUCAACAAGUGGUAGCAGGUCGUUUCCCAGUCACUCGGGAGUUAGCUGCAGAACUGGGCGCCUUGAUGGCGCAACUAGACAUGGGGGACUACUCCGCCACCAACACGCAACACAACCAGCCUCUAGCACAUCGGUUCUAUCCUUAUAGGUACAGAGCCGGCCUUAGUAAUGAUGAAUUAAGGAUAAAACAACCCGACCUAUCUAUGGUUUGGCUAGCAGUGUCGGAAGAUGGCGUGACGGUGCUAGAGCUAGCGUCCAUGGCCGUCAUAGGGCGGUACGCACUCACCUCCAUUGGACUCUUCGGUGGAUUACAGGAUGACCUGAUGAUGCUAAUCGACGCUGAAGACGCAGCGAGUCCAGUACACAAGAUGUUGAUUAGUCUCAACAAGCCAAAAAUGGCAGAGCUAACUCAUCUCAUAGCGGACUACAAGAACGCAAUGCUCCGCGCGGGCGGGCCGGGCACGCCGCAGAUGAACUCGCUGACACGGAACGGCAGCCACCGCUCGGUGCGCGCGGCGGCCUCCACCCUGCCGCACUCCUCGCCCUGCACGCUGCCGCACUCCUCGCCCUGCACGCUGCAGCACGCCGCGCACGGCACGCUCACGUCGCACGCCACCACGCUGUCCGACCGGAACAACACGCUCACGCUCAGCUCGCACUCGUACGACCGCCACGCCCACGGCCAGCCCGACAUACUCAAGGCCACGCCCGACCACCACCGCGCCGACAAGAAGCGCGCGCACGCGCAGGACUCCGGCGUCGCGUGACUACCGCCGCGGCCUCCUCCACCGCACUAGAACACGGACUUGAUGCGACUGCUUUGGGAACGAGGCGUGCUAAGGUAACUUAUAUAUAAAUUCUUGCCCAAGAACAACUAUGAUUCUUUAAAGUGAUCUUACUGUCAUCACACUUGCCCGCACCGACUUCCUUGUACAGUGUAAUUAUGUAAUAUUCUCAAAGCGGUCGUCUCAUAUUAUUAUUCGAGGAUAGAAAAUGGCCCGCAAACUAAGAUAGCAUUCCACCAAAUAUAUAAACAAUGGGAAGUAAACGAAAUAAUAAUAUACCUCAUAUUUUGUAGCGAACGAUUCAGCCUAUUUUUAUUGGCUUUUUAAUGAUAGAUUAAUAAUAGUUUAUAAUUUAUUUUUUCAGCGUAAUAUUAAUUGUUUGACAUGUUGCUACGAUAGUGGUUUCAGCUUGAAGUAUAUAAUGUAUGAUUCGUAUGAAUGUGUCGAUGUUUAUACGCAGUUUAAAUGCCAAUUUUAUACAUGUAGUUGUAUAUGUACGUGUACAGGGCGCGAUAAAUUGUACCUAGAGGUUAUUCUUAGCGAAAUUUUCUGAACAUAUUUUGGAUGGAAUUCUUCUAUACAGCUUGGAGUUACAUGUUAAAGUCGGAUAUUACUUUUAAUUUAUGCAAGUUCGAUAGCUUUUUAUACAGACUUGGAUAUUGCACAAAAUGGAGGAAUUUAGUGUAAAUAAGUAAUACAUUUAUCUACCCCUGUACUAGUUAUAGAUCGGAGUCCAUUUUAGCAUAAUACGUGGGGUGUCCCGUAUGAAGUAUGAUUCUAAUCUUUUGUACUAACUGUGCUAGUUCGGGUAGAUCUGUUCUUUCAUUCGACUGAUGUAGGAGCGAUUGCGCUGGCGUUUGAUCCUACUUUGAAUAGUUUUUAGUUGGUUAAAUGCAAGCAAUAAGAAUUUUGCAAAGACUAAAUUAUUAUUGCAAAUCGUCUCUGAAGAAAUCCCUAGUUAUUUUGUCAAGUGGUUUUAUAACAAAACACAGUAAACAUGAUUUGAUAAUAUUCUAAAAAAAAAUUAUUGAUAUAUGAACUGUUGCAAAUUAUGUGAAUAAAAAUACAUUACUUUUUGUACAUUUUCCAAUUAGAUAAUAAACACGAGAUAGAAUUUAGGUCCAUUUUGUUAAAAAAGUCGUAUGGAACGCCAGUGCAACCGCGGCCUAAUAUAUAAAGGUGUGGACACGUGCUAGUGUGAAUCUCAAUGUAGGACGUAUGUAGACUUGGCUUUACUUAUUUUCAUAUACUUUUAUAUAAUUUAAUUAAUUUUCUUCACACAAAAUCACAUUUGCAAUAGUGACCAUAAGCUUAAAAAAAUAAUUAAAUAUUAAUUUGUGGAAUUGAUGUGUGUAUUAGAUUUUUGAAAGCGAUUCCCCGUGUAUGACAUAAUUCAGUGUUUUGAUUGGAAAUUGUCCUUUGUUCGCUCUAUUUAAGUGUCAAAAGGCAUCGUCUACGAAAAACCCAAAUACAUAAUAUCAAAAAUCGAAUACAUACAUUUUCGUAACAACUUUUUUCUAAAUACAACCUUGAGACACACGUUAUAAAGUCGUAAUUGGUAAAUCCGUAUGUCUGUAAAAGUGAUAUACUUAUGGACUGAUAUAUUUAAAGAUCUUUCAACGAAUCUUAACACUUAUUGUUAUGUAACGUUUAAACGACCAAUGAAACUGAAAAGCGAGGUGAAACAUUUUUAAUCUAAGUCUUAGAAUCUCAAUUUUUCUUAAAUUUAAACCUUAUUUCGAUAUUAAUAAGGUCCUCUGUUUAUUGAAAAGGGCCUUUUAUUUAUGAUCUGUUAAAAUUGGACUAUAUUUCAAAUUUUGCUGAUAUUGUUAAUUACUAUAUUAUACUGAUAAACAUGUCAUUUUAAAAUGAAUCUUAAGAACUAAGCGAUAAAGUCGAUAAUUACUAAAAUGACAAUUUUUGUGUAUUUUUGUCAGUAUAGUAAAGUAAUAUAAGUAUUUAUCUUGCAUAAUGUCGUAUAAAUUACAUUUUGUGGGCAUUUUUUAAUAAUGAUCUGUAUUGUAAUAUACAUAGGAUAUAUUUUAUCUAUUUUUGGCAUCUAUUUAUUCAGAGUUCCGUCUGAAUGCAAAUAUUGUAAACAGCUUAUUAUAAAUUAUAAUUUAAACAUUACAUAGAACACCUGCAGCUGUAGCCAAAUGCCAUUUAGCGCUUGUCUACA